Molecule: messenger RNA, 1769 nt
Organism: Phalaenopsis equestris
Lineage: Eukaryota; Viridiplantae; Streptophyta; Magnoliopsida; Asparagales; Orchidaceae
Product: sorting nexin 2B-like
Exons: 5
Coding region: 173-1768 (531 amino acids)
Molecular function (GO): phosphatidylinositol binding
Source: RefSeq, a predicted model, not a curated record
UCUCACCCGGUCGCAUGCUGCAUUCCUUCGUCACCAUUCACCAAUUCUUCGCCCAUCUCAUCAAGACUCAACUCGGGAAUUUCCCACAACUGGACUCCCCCACCUACCGCUCCCUCCAAUCUCUCAACCCCUCGCCUGAUCGCCGCAUUCAUCUCCUCCCUCAAUCCCUGCGAUGAUGGGCCGGGACCCCCCACCAUCUUUUGAUUCGCUUCUCCUCAACGAAUCCAUGGAAUCCCUUCCUCUCUCGGCCGCCUCGUCGUCUGUAAACCUCCUUCUCCCUCUCGAACCUCAAAAUGAUAGAAAUCUCCCUUCCAGAUCCGGCUUCGCCUCCAAUUUCGAGAUCAGCGUCUCCGAUCCCCAGAAGGAGGACACAGCGGCCACUUCACUGAUCCUCGGCGGCUCCUUUAUUACCUACCUGAUCACAACUCGGACUUAUUCCGGUGGCCCCGAAUUCAGCGUCCGCCGCCGCUUUCGCGACGUGGUUACCUUAGCAGAUUGCCUUGCAGAAUCCUACCGUGGUUUCUUCAUUCCGCUCCGUCCCGACAAGAGCCUGGUGGAGAGCCAGGUGAUGCAUAAACACGAGUUCGUUGAGCACCGCCGGGCUGCUCUGGAGAAGUAUCUGCAGAGGCUUGCAGCGCAUCCCGUGAUUGGGCGAAGCGAGGAGCUUAGAGCUUUCCUCCGGGAGCCGGGAAAGUUUCCGCUGGAUGGUGCUCUGCGGAAUCCGAAACAGCUGUUCGGGAAUCGCUCAAGUGGGUGGAUGGCUCCGCAGGAGUCGGUGAUGCCUGCUAGGGGAGGCAGGGCUCUGGUGAGGAUGUUUAAGGAGUUGAGGCAGUCGGUAAGGAAUGAUUUGGUUGGGGUGAAGCCAUUGGCGGUGGAGGAGGAUAAAACUUUUCUGGAGAGGAAGGGGAAGAUACAGGACUUCGCACUGCAGCUUAAUGCUUCAUCGGAUAAGGCUGAAGCAUUAGUCAAAGCACAACUAGAUAUUGCAGAAACAAUGGGAGAGUUAGGUUUGUCAUUUGUCAAACUAGUUAAGCUAGAAAACAAUGAGUUAGUGCAUAUAUCAGAGAGAUCAUGGGCUGUUGAUGCCAAAGCUGUAGCAACUUCCGCUGUUAAAGCAAGCAGGCUUUACCGCGAACUAAAUGCUCAAACAAUCAGACACCUGCAGGAGACACUGCACGAGUAUAGCGGGUUAAUGCUAAGCAUUCGGAAUGCAUACUCGGAGCGUUCCAGUGCCUUAUUGACAUUGCAAACAGUUUUAUCAGAUCUUGCUUCUUGGCAUGCUAGAGCUGAAAAGCUUGAAGCUGCCUCUGCUAGGAUUUUUGGCGGUAAUGAUUCCAGAAUCCAGAGAUUAGAGGAGAUAAAAAGGAAUAUAAGAAUCACAGAAGAUGCAAAAAGUUGCGCCUCUAGAGAGUAUGAAAAGAUAAAGGAGAACAGCAGAUACGAACUUGAGAGAUUUGAUAAAGAUAGGCAGGAUGAUUUUCUGAAUAUGCUAAAAGGAUUGGCAACAAAUCAGAUGGAGUAUUUUAGAUGGCGGAUGUCUGGAAAAGAGUUGCCACCGAAACAAGCCAUUAUGCAAAAGAUAAUUGCAGCUAAAAUUCUAACAAUUUAUACUGUAAAGAAUUUCUGCACCAUAAAUUUUACAUCCCAGAAGUCACAUUCAGGCAUCCUCCCAAACUUGGUGCAAGUUUCCUGCAAGGCUGCAGCUAUCCGCAAUCUCACUGAUCUGAUUGGUACUUACUCCCCUCUUUUUUUUCUUUUCAGAUUGUAAA